Molecule: messenger RNA, 1272 nt
Organism: Penicillium concentricum
Lineage: Eukaryota; Fungi; Ascomycota; Eurotiomycetes; Eurotiales; Aspergillaceae
Product: acyl-CoA dehydrogenase family protein
Exons: 5
Coding region: 1-1272 (423 amino acids)
Molecular function (GO): oxidoreductase activity, acting on the CH-CH group of donors; flavin adenine dinucleotide binding
Source: RefSeq, a predicted model, not a curated record
AUGACUUCAUCCGCUCUAACUUCCAACAUUCCCUUCGCCGAUCCAUCAUGGCACAAGGAUACAGCUCACCCAUACUAUAAGGAUUCCCACCGAAAGCUGCAGCGCUUUAUCCGAGAGUACGUCGACAGUGAGGUCACGCCCAAUGCAGGCGAGUGGGAGGUACAAGGAUAUGUACCUGAUGAGGCUUUUCAACGUCACGCCCAGCUGGGCUUCUUGGCCGCUGCAGUGUUCCCACUUCCGAAGGAUUGCAUUGAAGGGCUGACAUUGCCUGCGGGAAUUCCGGCGGAUGAGUGGGACGAGUUUCAUGAUGCUAUUCUCAUCGACGAGAUCGCCCGCUGCGGAUACUUGGGCGUUGUCUGGGGAAUCAAUGGUGGAGCUACCACUGGCGGAGCACCAAUUGCCUCUUAUGGAACAGCAGAACAAAAAAGGAAGUACUUGGCACCGUUGUUGCGAGGACAGCAGAAGCACUGUCUCAUGGUGACGGAGCCGGAUGCUGGCUCUGAUGUGGCUGGUCUUACCACGACGGCCGAAAAGUCCAAGGACGGCAAAAAUUGGGUUAUCAACGGAGAGAAGAAGUGGAUCACCCAGGGCCAGUUGGCUACGCACGCUCUCUGUGCUGCUAGAACUGGCCCCCCGGGUGCUAAGGGAAUCACAGUUUUCAUCUUGGACAUGAAGAUGCCGGGAAUCACUGGAAAGAAGAUGUACAACUCCGGUGUCAGCAGCAGUGGCUCGACGUUCAUCGACCUACAGGACGUUGUGGUUCCAGUCGAGAAUAUCCUCGGCAAGGAAAACCAAGGGUUUGAGAUCAUCAUGUCGACAUUCACCCACGAGCGUUUGUGGGUUGGCAUUACCGCACUACGUCUUGGCCGUGUUGCUUUGGAAGACAGCUACCGACAUGCCCUACGACGCGAGACCUUUGGCAAGAAGCUGUUCGAGAACCAGGCAGUUCGACUCAAGUUCAGCAAAAUGGCGGGUCUUAUUGAACCCGUUCAUUGUUUGAUGGAGGAUAUCGUGCACCGGUCGACACGUACUGCGCCUCUCGCGUUCUCGCCGUGGACUGCGCUGCUUAAAUUCCAGGCUGCACAGAAUCUUGAGAGCAUUUCUCGCGAAGCACAACAGGUCUUUGGCGGAUUGGGAUACUCCAGGGGUGGUCUUGGUGGGAGGGUUGAGCAGAUUAGUCGAGAUGUGCGUGUGCUGGUUGUGUCAGGAGGAAGUGAGGAGAUUCUCAUGGACAUGAUUGCCAAACAACAGAAGAAACUGGCGAAGCUGUAG